AUGUCUACUUCUCAGCCCUCCUCCGGCUCCGCCAUCGCGGCCGAGAAGCCCGUCGAGAAGCCUGUCCUCACCGACCGCGAGACCGCACUCCUUCAGGUUGCCAUGCUCAGCUUGAAGUCCGGCGCCCCGGAGAUCGACAUUCAGAAGUUCACAACCCAGGGUGGCUUCAACACCGUCAAGACCGCACAGAACACCUGGGGAGUCUUGAAGAAGAAGCUUCUCUUGAUGAACCCUCCCACCGCCGAGGACGGUGAGGCCGGUGCUACCAUCGCUAAGACUACUCCCAAGAAGCGCGCCAAGAAGGACUCCUCCGCAGAUGAAGAGAAGUCUGCUGAGGCUGAGGAGGGCAGCCCCGUCAAGAAGGCUAAGAAGACCCCCACUCCCCGCAAGACUGCCGCUCAGAAGAAGGCUGAGGCUGCCGCCGCAGCUGGUGAGGACGGUGUCGCCGAUGCCACCGGCUCUCCCGUCAAGAAGGCACGCAAGUCUCCUGUCAAGAAGGCUGCUGCCACCAAGAAGUCGGAGGCCGCCGUCAAGGAGGAGGACAACGAGGACGACGCUGCCGCCGCCGAGACCGAGGCUGAUGCCGCUGAUGUUGAGGAGGACAUCAAGAUGGAGGAGUAG
Messenger RNA from Ramularia collo-cygni, 621 nucleotides. RefSeq lists its product as uncharacterized. Lineage: Eukaryota; Fungi; Ascomycota; Dothideomycetes; Mycosphaerellales; Mycosphaerellaceae. The transcript has 2 exons. Bases 1 to 621 code for a protein of 206 amino acids. The record is from RefSeq and is a predicted model, not a curated record.